AUGCAGUCAAUAAACUUAUCUCACAAUCGGUGGGGAUCUCAGGCGUUCCAAGAUGUCGGGAAGCCGACCCAAUUUAGCAUAUUUUAUGUGGAAAAUCAGUACAAUAUUUGACUUUUCUCAGGGUGCCCACUGUUACAAGGAGUUGACAAAACAAUCAAAACUGUGCAUGAUACAAUCUUCUUCUAUCGAUUAAAUAUAUAUAAAUAUAUAUGAAAUAAAUAGAGCCUACUUGCUACCGUCGAGUAUAGAUGGGUCCUAGCAGAGCUCUCAGAGCCCCGGCGUGAAAGGGACCCCGGUGGCCGGAAUCCACGAGUUACCCCCCAGGAAGCUCCCCACGGUGAACUUCCCGGCCUCCGCCGCGCUGGUGAUCACGCGGUACCCGCCCCACUUCACGCGGCCGCCUGUGCCGGCGCCGGCGCCGGUGUUUUUGUACUCUCCGUAGUAGAGCGUCUUCAGGGCGAAGCUCCCGCUCCACUCGAGCCACCCCGCCGGAGCGAUGAGCCCGUCCAGGGUGCACUGCAUGAACACGGUGCGCGAGUACUCCCUCCAUGGCCGGCCUAGGAAGGUCUUGAAGGAACUCUGCACCGGCUUCAGGUCAGACGCCGCCGUCACCUUCGAAUUGUGGACGGAGAUGCCGGUGUUCUCGUUGGGGUCCGAUCGGCCCUGCGCCGUGAUGGUAUUCUUCUGGUUGCUCAUCGGCUUCCGCACGUAGAUGUUGCAGUUCUGGAGGACGGCCACGGCGUCGCCGAAAAUGAAGUCGACGGUGCCGUAGAUGUCGCAGUCGCGGUAGAACUGGCGCUGGGAGUGCACGUAGAGCGUGUCCUGGUAGCCCUUGAAGCUGCAGCGGUAGAAGACGGAGAGGUCCGCGCCGGAGCGGAGCGCUACCGCCUGGUGCUUCGCCGCCCCCGCCGUGUUCUCGAAGGUGAUGUCCUUCGCGAUGAACCCGUCUCCGACGACGGCUGA
Messenger RNA from Spirodela intermedia, 963 nucleotides. NCBI's taxonomy places the organism in Eukaryota, Viridiplantae, Streptophyta, Magnoliopsida, Alismatales, Araceae. The record is from the annotation of a GenBank genome assembly.